AUGUACCUCUCGUCCCGCCAACAAGUCUGGAGAUCUGCCGCCGUCGUCUUGCUGUGGGAAGGUGCACAAGCACUUCCUAUAUUCGAUCGUGUUGCCGACUUCAUCGAACACCGACGACUCGAGCACAAGAUCCGCGCUCCAGUCCCCGGAGAGAACGACCCCGUCAUCAGCCUCUACGCCUUAUACCGCGCCCAUAGUCACCCCGACGACGCCUCCGGAACGUCCCAGCUUGCGGGCUCGCAGGAACACUUUGACCAAGCUGAAGAUUCCCGAGUCUCCACCGCUCUCCUCACCGCUGCCAGUUCCACAAGCACAAGUACAAUCCCCUCAAGUACAAUUCCCACCAGUGCGGCCCCCGUCCCGGAACCACAACAACAGGAGCGCGGGCCCCAGUUUGUAUCCCGAUAUGUUCCUGCCGAUGCCUUCGCAAAUGCAAACCGGGAGCGGGAGCAGACAAGUGAGCCCUCUAUCCACGACCUAUUCGCCGUUUAUGAACCGGGACUUCCUAGCCAUGAGUCCCAUAAGUCCGCUCGUGCCCUCCAACAACCCCUCACCUAUCAUGGGGGCCGCAUAACCAUGUCUCCGCUCCCAUUCUCUACACCCCAGCCGCCGUCCUUCCCCAAACUGCAAGCCCACCACAAGACGCAGCAGGGUCGGUUGCCAAAGAAUCGGCUUGGGAACGCGCAGUUGCCGCAGAACGAUACACAUAACCCCGAGACUGCAUCGCCAUCUCCACCGAUCACCCUCUCACACCGGACCUGCAAAUCUCUAGUAGCCACCGAACGCGCCCGUCUAACCCAAGACCUCGCAUCGCGCCUCCCCAACUCCCCACUCUUCCGCAUCCAAGAAAUCAUCGCCUUCAUCACACACGAUAUCAAAUACCACGUAACCCUCAAGCUACACGUCUCGUCCUCGCUCCCAGGGUACAGAUUCCGCGCUUUACUUGCGUGA
Molecule: messenger RNA, 951 nt
Organism: Amorphotheca resinae ATCC 22711
Lineage: Eukaryota; Fungi; Ascomycota; Leotiomycetes; Helotiales; Amorphothecaceae
Exons: 1
Coding region: 1-951 (316 amino acids)
Source: RefSeq, a predicted model, not a curated record